Messenger RNA from Malus domestica (apple), 1156 nucleotides. Its product is annotated as protein RKD1. Lineage: Eukaryota; Viridiplantae; Streptophyta; Magnoliopsida; Rosales; Rosaceae. Gene Ontology annotation, molecular function: DNA-binding transcription factor activity. The record is from RefSeq and is a predicted model, not a curated record.
GAUUGGUAAUUGUUCACAAAUUAAAUGUCCGAUGUAGUGAGUGCCACACAGGAACCCCUUUUAGCGUCCGCACGAACUUUCUCAUCCCAUCAAUCUCCUUCCCGACCCAGUCAAAUUUAUACUGCUUAAUUCCUCCACUCUCUCUGAUAGUUCUCCAAGCUUUCCAAAACUCUCCAAUGGCAGAUUCCAUUUCCUACCAACUUCUGUUUCCAAAAAUUGAGACCGACCCACAUGAGUUUAACUCCUCCAUACAUGCUGCUGCAUUAGACAGUCUGCACCUUGAAAAUUUCAAUGGUUUCGAUUCACCGCCAUUGCCAUUGGGAUGCAAUUCCAACCAGCUUCCACAAAUGGGUUCAAAAGAUUUUGAGGAUUCAGGCAUCUGGGACUACAUUUUGGACGACGCUGCUUUUCCAUCAACUUUUGGUUACGAGGUGGUUGAUGAAAAGCCCCUGACAACAAUGGCGGAAUCCGUUGACUGUUCGAACAGUGUUUCGGGUGAUUCGGACGAUGUUUUGAGGACGAUCGAGUGGGGGAUGAAGAUUUGGGGCAAAGAUGAAGAGGGAAGCAGGACAAAAAAUGAGAGUUUUUGCAAGAAGAGGUGUGCCACUCCAUUGGAACUGGACGAGAUUCAGAAGUAUUUCGACGUGCCGAUAACUCAAGCGGCCAAGGAGUUGAAGGUGGGAUUGACGGUUUUGAAGAGGAGGUGCAGGGAACUGAACAUCAUGAGGUGGCCGCACAGAAAGAUCAAGAGCUUGAAUGCUCUCAUUGAAAAUGUUAAGGGGAUGGGAUUGACGAAUGAUGUGAUGAUGCUGGAGGAGCACAGGAGGCUUCUAGAGCAGAUGCCGGACAAGGAGUUGCCGGAGAGAGCCAAGAGGCUGAGGCAGGCUUGCUUCAAAACCAACUACAAGAAGAAGAGGGCUUUGUGUUUGACUGCUCUGCCGGUCCAUGAUUUAGUCUAGCUACCUUAUAUGCACAAAAUUAUAGAAUAGAUGAGGAAAUCAUGACAUGUUAUAUGGAUAGGACGUGUUGAGAGGGUGAAGUUCACAUCUUCGGAACAAUUGGCGAGAUUGGUAUAUUUUCGAUUCAAAAACGUCGGAAGGCUUGAUUCGUCAGGUUGAUGUGACCUUGAACUUUGUAUCUAACUAUUUUCAUCGAU